AUGAAUACACUACUCACAUCGCUCGUUGCAAUAAGUUUCUCGUGGAUUGUCUACUCGCUACUUCAAUACGGUCGACGGGAGAAAUCACUACCUCCUGGACCUCCAACUAUUCCGAUCCUAGGAAAUAUUCACCUGGUUCCGAUUCAGUUCCCAUUUUUAAAAUUUACUGAAUGGGCCAAGGAAUAUGGAGGAAUAAUGUCGAUAAAAGUGGCCAAUGGAACAGCAAUAGUGCUUUCUGACAUGAGAAUCGUGAAAGAGCUGCUUGAUGACCACAGCAACGAGACAUCCUCACGCCCUACACUUCACGCAGCGGAUAGCGUGACUGGUAAAAAUUACUUCGCUUUGGCUACUUCCGACAAUAAGUUAUGGCAAAUAGGUCGGAAGGUCAUCCAGCCGCUGGUAUCUUCCCAGGCCGUCCAAUCGCAUCUUCCCAUUGCGGAACGGGAGACUGCACAGCUCUUAUACGACCUACUUGAAAGACCUGAUGAUCUAUGUUCCCAUGUCUCGCGAGCUACCCUGUCAUUCGUCACUUCUGUGGUGUUCGGGAAACCAACGCCGCAAUACGACUCGCCGGAGGCUGAACUUUUCCGCACAUACAUGAGGUCCUUCUCCGCGACGAUAGCACCGGCUGCUGCUCCGGUGGAUCUCGUUCCGCUACUCAAGUAUGUACCCGAGAUAUGUGCACCAUGGAAGCGUCUCUGGAAGAGGACGCGAAAUCUUCAGCGGUCUUUGUAUUUCUCGCUCUUAGAGUUUGCGGAGAGCCAGGUUGGGAUGGGGCACAGGAAUGGGACUUUGAUGGAGAGUAUUCUGAGCAAAAAAGAUGAGCUGGGUCUAACCAGAGAGAUGGUAGGGUAUAUUGGAGGGAUUAUGCUAGAUGGUGGUGCAGAGACAUCAGCGGCCUUGAUUCAAUCCUUAAUCCUCUGCCUUCUUGACUCUCCUGAGUCACAGAAAAGGGCGCAGCAAGAGAUCGACUCUGUCGUAGGGUUGUCUAGACUCCCGCAACCGAGCGACAUCCAGGACUUACCAUAUGUACAAGCCAUGAUUAAGGAAAUCCAUCGACUACGUCCAGCUGGACCAUUGGGUAUUCCACACUCUGCGAAGGAAGAUUUUUCUUAUGGACAGUAUAUAAUACCCAAAGGAGCACCUAUCUUCACCAACGUCUGGGGAAUUCUACACGAUCCAAAUCUCUUCGAGCGUCCAGAUGAAUUUUUCCCGGAGCGUUACUUGAUGUCAGUAGACGGGACUAUACCAGGACUGCAGAAAGGCUACACCAUUCGGACAAGUCUCCCGUUUGGAAGUGGAAAGAGACUCUGUCCCGGUAUGCACCUUGCCACUACAAAUAUCAGCCUCGCUGUUAUGCGACUGCUUUGGGCAUUCGACUUCUCUCCUCUGAAGGAAAAGGCUCAUGUAUUGACAUCGACUGCACCCUCAAACCUCGCUGACCAUUUCAUUGAUGGGAUAAAUCUCGCCCCCAAGCCAUUUAGGUGUAAAGUUACCCCAAGAAGUACAGAGAAGAUGACGGUAAUUCAAGAUUCGUACCACCGCUCACAAUGA
Psilocybe cubensis is the source of this 1554-nucleotide messenger RNA. Its product is annotated as Cytochrome P450 monooxygenase. The record is from RefSeq and is a predicted model, not a curated record. Gene Ontology annotation, molecular function: iron ion binding; oxidoreductase activity, acting on paired donors, with incorporation or reduction of molecular oxygen; heme binding. The transcript has 13 exons. NCBI's taxonomy places the organism in Eukaryota, Fungi, Basidiomycota, Agaricomycetes, Agaricales, Agrocybaceae. Bases 1 to 1554 code for a protein of 517 amino acids.